Molecule: messenger RNA, 1962 nt
Organism: Dichomitus squalens LYAD-421 SS1
Lineage: Eukaryota; Fungi; Basidiomycota; Agaricomycetes; Polyporales; Polyporaceae
Exons: 10
Coding region: 1-1962 (653 amino acids)
Biological process (GO): regulation of transcription by RNA polymerase II; chromatin remodeling
Cellular component (GO): SAGA-type complex; nucleus
Molecular function (GO): chromatin binding; protein binding; transcription coactivator activity
Source: RefSeq, a predicted model, not a curated record
AUGACGGUGACGCACCGGAAACGAAAUUACCAGCCAGAAGAGAUUCAAACCGUCAAUGAGCCUGGCUUGCAGAUCUCGUGCGAUGGCUGCGCCUGCGACCUCACCCACUCCGUGCGAAUAGUAUGCGCCGACCCCGUCUGCGAGAACGGCGACGACCGUGUAGACAUAUGUCCUUCCUGCUUCUGUAGCGGGAAGGAGUUCGGGGAUCACAAAAGAGACCAUGCUUAUCGGGUCGUGGAAUUACACUCGUAUCCAAUAUUUGAUGAGGACUGGGGUGCCGAUGAGGAGCUCCUGUUGCUCGAGGGGAUAACCAUGCAAGGCCUCGGCAACUGGCAAGCGAUCUCGGAGCAUGUCGGGACAAGAACGAAAGAGGAGGUAGAAAAGCACUACUACUCUAUCUACAUCGAGUCGCCCAAUUGGCCCCUUCCUCGCAUGGACGUCAACUUCGACAUCGACCCUGCCGAGUUUCAGGAACGCAAGCGGCGUCGAAUAUCUUCCAUGACGACCAGUGCCCCGCCACCCCAUAAAGUCGCGCCUGUCUCCGCCCCAGGCGUACAUGAGGUCGCAACCUUCCUUCCCGGUCGACUCGAGUUCGAGCACGAGCUCGACAACGAUGCCGAAGAUCUGGUUAAGGACCUGGAGUUCGGCAUCUGUCUGGAAUGGGGUGGGGAUCAGAUUCCCGAGGACGAGAAUGAUCAGGACGUGAAGGCGCGGGCGAAGUGGGCGGAGGAGACGAAAGCAGCUAUGCAGGCGAAGGACGCGUUCCCCGGAAAGCGGUUACUCAAUGGACUAGUCAACGGCUACCACUCGAAUGGAGACACACCACGACGCGAUAUGAGCUCGAAGCCGGACGAUAAGAAGGACGAUGCGGAGGAUGACGGCGACGAGCUGACUCAGCCCCCACCCUUCGAAACGCAAGAGUCUCUCGCUUUCAAGCUCGCCCUGUUGGAGUCGUAUUAUCAGCGCGUCGACAAGCGACUCGAGGCCAAGAGUAUCAUGUUCGACAGAGGGCUUCUUAACUACAAACAGAUGCAAGCGGCAGACAAGAAGCGAGCCAAAGAAGAGAAGGACAUCCUCCACCGACUGCGGCCGUUCGCCCGUCUGCAGACCGCGGAUGACUUCGAGCAUUUUCAGGCCGAUAUCCUUUACGAACACAUGCUUCGAAAGCGCAUCCAAGAACUGCAGCACUACCGACGCAUGGGCCUCCGCACUCCUGCGGAUAUCGAGAAGUAUGAAGCCGAUCUUGUAAAGCGGACUCAUCCCCCCGACAAGGCCAACGCGAAGGCAAACAUGGCCGCACGCGACUACUACUCAGAACGCAGGCUGGCUGGCGGACGCGCCUCCAGCGGCCCUGAUCCGCGUCGCAUCGGCGUGGACGGCGACCUCGAACGAGAAGCGACGCCGAAGCUUAGCGCCUCAGGCGUCUCCGGGACGGGUCCCCCUGCGCGGAAAAUGCCUGCCCCGCUCAACCUCGCCAACAGCCCCGCCCUGCACCUCCUCACGCCUGAAGAGCAGACUCUCUGCUCUCAGCUCCGCAUCCUGCCGAAACCUUACCUCGUCAUCAAAGAGACGCUCGUACGCGAGUAUGCCCGGCGCGGCGGGAAGCUACGGCGGCGCGAGGCGCGCGACCUCGUCAAGAUCGAUGUGAACAAGACGAGCCGCGUGUGGGACUUCCUCGUCCAGGCCGGCUUCCUCAAGGUCGGCUCCAUGGACGUCCCCGCCACCGCUGCUGCGGCUACUGCCGCGGGCAACACCGGCGCCGCUGCGGGGGGUAGUGGUCUCGGCGAUGCGAGGCGACCGUCCGCUACGCCAUCGCUGAGCGCGUCGCCGAGCAAAGACUCAAUGGCGCGCGUCUCGCCUCGACCGCCGCCAUUCACUACCGUACCCCUUGGCUCGAACAUAUCCGCCUCCUCGAGUUUGCAGGGCAACCUACCUACACAGUCCUUCCCUGGAUCCAGCUGA